AUGAGUGACUCUGAACAUCCGAAGGAACAGACAGACUCUGUUCCUGAGGCUAGCUGGCCUGAAAAUGGAGGUCAGUGGAGUGAUGCGGAGGACCUGGAAGAAUCUGGGCUCGUUCAGGAGAUGGUGGAGGAGGAUGAAGAUAUUGACCUCUAUAAUGAGGAGACCUUUGGAUUAGACCUUACUGCUGAAGAACUGGCAGCAGAUCCUGUAGAUCUUCUGUUCAUAGAAGGAACCAAACCCUCCUCACCCCCUCCAUCGCCAUGCGAGCCUCCUUCUCCUCCCAGUCCUAAACCUGGAAUCAAGCCCCAGCCUCCGGCAGGCCUGAGCGAGAAGACCCGGAGCCGCAGGGAGCGAAUCAUCAGGGGGCAGCUGCUGGAUGACCCGGCCGUGAUGAGGACUGUGGAAGGUCCACCCAGUCUUAAGAGUUUGGACAGUGCAAUUGUAGACUGUGGACGUAGCUCCUGCUGGGGAGAUCUAAACGCUAAUACGUGGAUGAUGUCCCCUUACUCCUCACCAAGACCCACACCAGGACCCCUCUUACAGGACCAGGCCAUCGUGGGUGUGAUUGAUCGAUCCUCUUGCGGCAGGAUCCCAUUCGGUUCUCCUGCCUUACGAACCCCCAUGCAGAGGCGUCUCCCUCAGUCCCCUGUGUGUCCUGUGAUGCCUGGAACUCCACUGCGCCCUCAGAGUCCUUUCUCCAUGAAGCAGAGGUUCAAUCAGCCAGCCGUUUUAUUCUCCCCCUCGACUCCACGCUACCACUCUCCCAAAAUGAUGCCGGUGCAGUUUGGCCCGAACUCCCCUCGCCCCGGUCCCUGCUUCAGCCCCUUACCCAGCCCCCUCCCUCAGAGAUUCAGGUUCCCGGUCCUGGCGACACAGCUCCACCCGCAGCACAAGAGGCUGCUGAGCCAAAGACCUCCAGGGUCUCGCAGGAAACCGAAGGACUGGGAUCAUUACGCUGAGCUCAUGUCUGCUAAAGAAAAGGAGUGGAUCAUCAAGUUGCAGAUGAUGCAGCUGCAGAGUGAGAACCCACAUCAGGAUGAUUAUUAUUACCAGGAGUACUAUCGGAGGCUGGAGGCCAAGCUGGCAGAAGAAGAAAUGCUGGGUGACCGCUCCAAAAGGGAACCGCCCAAACUCACCACACCAUACGUGACCAAAAACGUAUCGUACAUACCAGUGGUUCAUAUCGAGGGGUCGUUGGGGCAGGUUGCCGUUUCUACGUGUUACUCGCCACGCAGAGCCAUCGAUGCCGUCCACGCUCAUACUGUAGAGCAGAAGGACAUCAGGCAGCAGAGGCUGGAGGUGCUGAACACCAUCGAGAAGUGCUAUAUUAUUUUGUUGGGAGUUGAGGAAGCCGAUAGGACGAAGAAUAACGUUUCUGACGAUGAGGAGAAGCUAAGACUGAAGAAGAGCGUUCAAAGAGGGGUGGAGAAAAUCAGCACGAAACUGCGCAACCCCAACUCAUUAGAUUCUUCAGAGGAGUUUCUACCUUCACUUUUGGUCUCGAAAGGGAAAAAGUUACUCGCCAGGCUCCUGCCGUUCCUGUCCCACGAUGCGUCGUUGCACAUUCUUCGAGCCAUCUCGACGCACCUGCCGGCGCUGAUGAACCGAGAUGCUGAUGAGGCUCUUCCUGUCCUUUACCCGCCUCUCCGAUCGGUCGUCGGCACUUUGACCUUCACCCAACUGGUCAGCAUUCUCCGGGACUUUACAGUCAACUUGCCUGACUCCAAAGACUCACGCUUAACGCUGGCUUGUCAAAACAAGUUUGGCUUGUCGUUGCUGUACGCAUUGCUGUCACAAGGCGAGAGGCUGCUGACCUCCGACUUUCCUAUGGAGCCGAGCAUCGGUGACUUCGAAACCUGGACGGACACGGUGUUCAACGUGGCCAGGCAGCUUUCCCGUUCAUCCCUCGUUGAGCCGCUGUUUUUGCCCCCGAAUCUGCUUACUCUGUUUUGUCGCUAUUUAGACAAACGCACUGUCCAGCAGCUCAAGAACAACAUGGAAUCUUCCACAGGUUAUCUGGCUGUCGGAUCCUGAAAGGGAUUGACCGACCCCUCGUUUUCUUUUCCUCUUUAAUUUGUUUAGUUUUAUUCUUUAGUCAGUUCCUCUGUAUAUGUACAGAAACCCCCUCACACUCCUGGACUCGAUACUGCUUGGUCAUCUUCAGAGUUGCCAGCAGAUGGUGAUGCUCGGUUGGGUGUGUCCGUUUGACCACAACUACCACACAUACGUAAAUGCUCAGAGUGAAGGGGAAUAAUAUUAAUGUUGAUUUAUGUUUCACAAAAAGGCUCUUUGGGUUAUUUAAUGAAGAAGGAAAAAAAUGAGCAAUGAGCCAUUUUGUUUGUUUCUUCAAAAAAAAAAGAAGCAUUUCUACACGUAUGUUUUUGUCGUGAAUCCUUCCAGCACUGAAUAUUUUUAU
This is a messenger RNA of Trichomycterus rosablanca, 2416 nucleotides long. It is a transcript of the gene patl2, whose product is annotated as PAT1 homolog 2. The transcript is spliced from 19 exons. The coding region runs from base 1 to 2034 and encodes 677 amino acids. The record is from RefSeq and is a predicted model, not a curated record. Lineage: Eukaryota; Metazoa; Chordata; Actinopteri; Siluriformes; Trichomycteridae. Gene Ontology annotation, molecular function: RNA binding. Gene Ontology annotation, cellular component: P-body. Gene Ontology annotation, biological process: deadenylation-dependent decapping of nuclear-transcribed mRNA; P-body assembly.